This is a messenger RNA of Carcharodon carcharias (great white shark), 1290 nucleotides long. It is a transcript of the gene cabp1a, whose product is annotated as calcium binding protein 1a. Gene Ontology annotation, molecular function: calcium ion binding. Lineage: Eukaryota; Metazoa; Chordata; Chondrichthyes; Lamniformes; Lamnidae. The record is from RefSeq and is a predicted model, not a curated record. The transcript has 7 exons. Bases 1 to 705 code for a protein of 234 amino acids.
AUGGGGAACUGUGUCAAAUCACCGCUCAGAAACCUGUCUAAAAAGAUUCGACAUGAGGAGAAAAACUGCUACCAAGUAGUCAAGACGUGCGAGGAUACAGCGGGAGCAGCAGCAGCAGGAGCGUCCCCUGGAGGGAGCGAGUACCAGGAGCCCUUGUUCGCCCUCGCUCACAACUGUGCACUCAUGCACAAUCUCCUCGGGCCAGCCUGCAUAUUCCUCAGGAAAGGAUUCGCAGAGAGGCAGGCUGACCGAGAACUGGGAGCAGAAGAAAUUGAAGAACUAAGAGAUGCAUUCAAAGAAUUUGAUAAGGAUAAGGAUGGUUUCAUUGGCUGUAAAGACCUGGGUAACUGUAUGCGGACGAUGGGCUAUAUGCCAACAGAGAUGGAGCUGAUUGAACUCUCCCAGCAAAUCAACAUGAACUUGGGUGGCCAUGUUGAUUUUGACGACUUUUUGGAACUGAUGGGACCAAAGCUAUUGGCAGAAACAGCAGACAUGAUCGGAGUGAAAGAGCUUCGAGACGCUUUCAAGGAGUUUGACACAAAUGGAGAUGGAGAGAUCAGCACAACCGAACUUCGUGAAGCCAUGAAGAAAUUAUUGGGCCAGCAGAUUGGACACAGGGACAUUGAAGAAAUACUGAAAGAUGUUGACCUGAAUGGGGAUGGGCGUGUUGACUUUGAAGAAUUUGUCCGGAUGAUGUCCCGCUGACAGAGGAGAGGAGGAUCCUGGAUCAAGAUUUCAAAUAACCGCGAACUGACAGAAACUGAUGCAAUAUCUUAAUGCUCUGGAGACUUAAUCAAAUGGCUCUUCUGAAUACAGAGCAAAAUCUCUUUCUAUUCCAAGCUACUGAGGAAAUUCCGAGUUUCCAAUAAGGUGGAACUAUAAACUGAAACAAAGACACUCUUUAUAUCCUUCUGCUGCUGCCUGAGUUCCACAGUAACUAUAAUCCCAGGUUUUGCACGGCUGACCCUCACCAAGGACCGUGCACAUAAACACGGUGGUGAAGUGGUGUUUCUUUAAGUGUGCAGUGCUCAAAAUAAAAUACUAAUGUCAUUAACAGAUGAAAUUUGAAGUUGUAACAAGCUGUUUGUAGCUCCUCGGUCUUUUAGUGGCAUUGGAGGGUUUAUCUUUCAGCGAGAAUUCAGAACAUCAGCAAUAAGGAUUACUCUGUGAUUAUAUUGAUCACACUGACGGGCACAUUUGCAUUAAAUUUGUCUCAGAACUACCUUCACAAUGCCAUUAUAAUGAAUGGGCUGACAAUUGCAUUGAAAUAGCAGAAACAGGAUUGUAAUG